AUGAACUCACUCAGCGGUAUUACAUCAAAACUCAAACACAUCAACAAAGAUGAAGAUACCAUCAAAAAAGCCAAGAUUGAAAAUUGCAUUGGCUCUGUCAAAGUACCCGUCGGAAUUGCUGGUCCUCUGAGCGUCAAGGGUACCGAUGGAACCGAUGGUAUUUUCCAUGCCCCAUUGGCAACCAGUGAAGCUACAUUAGUCGCAAGCUGCUCACGUGGAUGUAAAGUCCUCAAUGCUGGCGGUGGUGUUCAAUUCAAAGUACUCCGAGAGACCAUGACGAGAGGACCUGUUUUCUGGUUCUCUUCACCGGGAGACGCCAUAUCAUUCUACGAUAUGGUACCAAACCUCUUCUCCGAAUUUAGAGACGCUGCACAAUCCACUAGCAAACAUGCCAAGCUCGUCAGGAUUGAACCUCAACUCAUCGGCAGCACUGUUCACGUCAUUUUUGAAUACUACUGUGGAAAUGCCGUGGGCCAGAACAUGGCUACAUUCGCUACGGAGAAAGCAUGUGAUACUUUCGCAGCAUCAGAUAAUGCCCGGGUAGUGAACCUUCAGAAGAUCACUAUUGAGGGCCAGACAUCUGCGGAAAAAUCCCUAUCUUGGAGGAAUAUCCUCCAUUCACGCGGCGUGGCUGUAAUGGCUUGGGGGACGGUCACACCGAAAGCUUGCCAGAAAGUUCUCGGCAUUUCAACUUGGGAUCUUUAUCAGCUUAUCCAGAAUAGCAAGGAAGCUGCUACACGGAGUGGGCAACUGGGCUAUAAUAUCAACCAGGUGAAUGUGAUUGCGGCAAUGUUCGUUGCGUGUGGUCAAGACGCUGGUAGCAUUGCGGAAUCAGCGUGGAGUCACUUGGCCACUGAAUUCAAUGAUGAAACCAAGGAACUGAGUGUAUCGACAUAUCUCCCGAGUCUUCCAGUUGGAACUGUUGGCGGCGGUACCACUUUAGAUACCCAGAGAGAAGCGUUGGAGAUUCUUGGAUGUACUGGCCCAGGAUCCAAACCUCGUUUGGCGGGUCUCAUUGCGUGUUUCUCCCUUGCCCUCGAUAUCAGUACGGUGGCUGCAGUUACCAAUAACACAUUUGCGGCUAGUCAUUACAAGUUUGCAAGAGAUACCCCCGGCCGUGAGACGCAGUCGAAGCUUUGA
This is a messenger RNA of Penicillium manginii, 1140 nucleotides long. Its product is annotated as hydroxymethylglutaryl-CoA reductase. Gene Ontology annotation, molecular function: protein binding; hydroxymethylglutaryl-CoA reductase (NADPH) activity. The coding region runs from base 1 to 1140 and encodes 379 amino acids. NCBI's taxonomy places the organism in Eukaryota, Fungi, Ascomycota, Eurotiomycetes, Eurotiales, Aspergillaceae. The record is from RefSeq and is a predicted model, not a curated record. The transcript has a single exon. Gene Ontology annotation, biological process: coenzyme A metabolic process; isoprenoid biosynthetic process.